AGGCGGCGGGAAUGGUGCGGAUCACAGAAGAAUUGGUGAGACAACGGGCGGAACAUAACAAUUGUGAACUGUUCUCUUUGGAAGAAGUUUCCCUGCAUCAACAGAACAUAGAGAAAAUUGAACAUCUGGACAAAUGGUGCCGAAAUUUAAAAAUUCUCUAUCUCCAAAAUAACUUGAUCUCCAAAAUUGAAAAUGUGAGCCGACUGAAGAAGCUUGUAUAUUUAAAUCUGGCUUUAAACAACAUUGAAAAAUUUGAAAAUUUGGAAGGUUGUGAAGAUCUGCAGAAGCUGGACCUGACAGCAAAUUUCAUUGGAGAAUUGUCUAGUCUGAAAAUAUUGAAAAAUAAUAUACACCUCGAAGAGCUGUUCCUCAUAGGAAAUCCAUGCACUGAUUUUGAAGGCUAUAGGCAGUUUGUGGUUGCUACCCUACAACAACUUAGAUUUUUGGAUUGCAAAGAGGUAACCCGGUCAGAAAGGAUUCAGGCUUUACAGCACUACCCUGAGCUGGAAAGAAAAAUCUACCAGCAGGAGCAAACCUAUCGCCUGAAAAGAGAAGAAGAAAAAAAAGAGGCAGAAAGACGGAUGCUAGAAAAGCAGAAGGAAAGGAAGGAGAAGAAGAGAGGACAGCAUGUGGGGUUUGAGCAACGAUCACAGACAGAUAUUAAGACACCCAUCUAUUACUCCGUAGAAGGAGCAGAGAACCACCACAAUUGUGAAGGAGAUGGAGAAUUUCGUAAAUUAAUACUUGAGGAUGAUGAUGAAGACAGAGAGUUUUGGGAUGAACCGGUGCCUCAUACUCCAGAGGCCAGGUUAGAGAUUCACCAGUAUCUUGAAGAGAAAAGGAAAGAAAAGGAAAAUAGAGAACAAGGAAACAAAGAGAAAUCUCUGCGGACUUUGAUCACGCCAGAAGGAAGAGUUUUGAAUGUAAAUGAAACCAAGCUUCCUUUCUCCUUGGAAGAUGACGAAGAAAACAACCGGUUCAUCUUGGAUCUUGGUGUUUACAGACAUUUGGACAUCUCCUUCCUUAAUGUUGAUGUGCAGCCCACUUAUGUCCGGGUAAUGGUCAAAGAAAAGGCAUUUCAACUUGUGCUACCUGAAGAAGUAAAGCCAGAUAGCAGCAUUGCUAAAAGAUCUCAGACUACUGGACAUUUGGUUAUCAACAUGCCAAAGGCUAAAGAUGUGGUAGUAACUAGCCAAAAAGCAUCCAUUUCUGAGAAAACAUUUGAUCCCAGGAAACUGCAAAGAAAUCUAAGAAGACACGAGGGUCUGGAGAAGUUGGAAAUAGAUCCUACCAAAUAUUCCUUCCCUGACGUGACAAAUAUCGUCCAUAAAAAGGACCAAGCGGGGCAAGGACCUUUAAGGCUUCAGCAGCCCAAAGCUGUAGAUGCCGAGAACUUGAGCUUUGAAGACAACCCAGAAGUUCCACCUUUAAUUUAGAGAACUAAUGCAGAGACAGCUUCUUUCACGGUUAGAACAUCAUUAAGGUGCAUAAUUUCUGUCUAACAUUCUUCUGUGUACACACACAUACUUAUUUACUAUUCUUCUCUCUGGUGGAAAUCGAAAUUCUUGCCCAAAUCUGU
Notechis scutatus (mainland tiger snake) is the source of this 1579-nucleotide messenger RNA. RefSeq names its product dynein axonemal assembly factor 11 (gene DNAAF11). Gene Ontology annotation, molecular function: protein binding. The record is from RefSeq and is a predicted model, not a curated record. Gene Ontology annotation, biological process: outer dynein arm assembly. Gene Ontology annotation, cellular component: cytoplasm. Lineage: Eukaryota; Metazoa; Chordata; Lepidosauria; Squamata; Elapidae.